Plasmodium adleri (nom. inval.) is the source of this 630-nucleotide messenger RNA. Its product is annotated as conserved Plasmodium protein, unknown function. Lineage: Eukaryota; Apicomplexa; Aconoidasida; Haemosporida; Plasmodiidae. Bases 1 to 630 code for a protein of 209 amino acids. The transcript has 9 exons. The record is from RefSeq and is a predicted model, not a curated record.
AUGUUAAAAAAGUUUUUUGUUUUUAUAACCUUCCUUGUUUUCAUCAUAAAUUAUAUCCAUUGUGAUAUAAUAAUAGUAGAUUCCAAUAAAGAUAUCCAAGGAUUUGAUCCAAAUUCAGUUUUAAACUUGUCUGAGAAUGUAUUUAACAUAUUUUUAGAUACCAAAACGAACAACAGUGAUAUUAAAACAGUCUAUUCAAGUAUUUUUAGUAAUUCCAAGGUGACAAUAGAUGGAACCUGUUCAUCUAUGAAAGAAUUAAUUAAAGGAAGAAGCCUAAAGUAUUUAGAUGAAUUGGGUACUGAGGAAUAUAUAAGUUCAGAUGAUGUCUUUAAUUUUUCCAUUUUUGUAUAUACUGUUAAUGGACAACCAGAUAUUAUACAACAAGUUUAUAAGAAACAUCCAAAUUAUAUUAGCUAUAUAAUAACGUGCAAGGAAAGUGAACUUUUUGACAAUAUUGACGACGCCAAAGAUAAUAAAAAUGUUUUCCAUACCAAUCCAAAUAUUCUAUCCCAGUUAAUGAUUGUCUUUUUAAUAUUUUUUUUCCUCUUUAUUGGAUUUUACUUUUUAAUAAAUAUCAGCACACCAAAAAUAUAUGAGGAAAAACAAUUAAUAAUAAAUAAAGAACAUUAA